This is a messenger RNA of Lycium ferocissimum, 1968 nucleotides long. Its product is annotated as protein DETOXIFICATION 14-like. Gene Ontology annotation, cellular component: membrane. Lineage: Eukaryota; Viridiplantae; Streptophyta; Magnoliopsida; Solanales; Solanaceae. The coding region runs from base 42 to 1514 and encodes 490 amino acids. The transcript has 7 exons. Gene Ontology annotation, biological process: xenobiotic detoxification by transmembrane export across the plasma membrane. Gene Ontology annotation, molecular function: antiporter activity; xenobiotic transmembrane transporter activity. The record is from RefSeq and is a predicted model, not a curated record.
GCUUUUAAAGUAGAGUAAUAGAGGGAGAAAAAUAAAAGAAGAUGGCAAGUCAUUUGGAAGAGGGGUUGUUAGUAAAAGAGAGAUUAGAUGGUAAUAAUAACAAGGAGGAAAACAAUAAUAGUGUUGAAGUGUUGAGAAGAGAAAAUACUGUUGGAUGGGAGGUGAUAUGGGUGGAAAUGAAGAGGAUUGGUUAUUUAGCAGGACCAAUGGCAGCAGUGACAUUAUCACAGUAUUUGUUGCAAGUGAUAUCCAUGAUGAUGGUCGGUCAUUUAGGUCAACUUUACCUCUCUAGCACUGCCAUUGCUGUCUCUCUUGCUACUGUCACUGGUUUAACUCUACUUCUAGGAAUGGCCAGUGCACUAGAAACACUAUGUGGACAGGCUUAUGGAGCUAAGCAAUACAAGAAAAUUGGAACACAAACAUACACUGCUAUAUUUUGUCUCUUCAUUGUUUGCGUUCCCCUGUCAAUGUUAUGGAUAUACGUUGGACGAUUACUCGUCUUCAUGGGACAAGAUCCUCAGAUUUCAUAUGAAGCUGGAAGGUUCAUAAUGUGUUUAAUUCCUACUCUUUUUGGUAGUGCAGCUCUUCAGCCACUCAUUAGAUAUUAUCUGAUGCAAAGUAUGAUACUUCCAUUGAUCAUAAGUUCAUGUUUAACAAUAGUCGUCCAUGUACCAUUAUGUUGGGUGCUAGUUUAUCACACUGGAUUAAAGAAUAUUGGGGCUGCAUUUGCCAUGGACAUAUCGAUUUGGUUGAAUGUCACAAUUCUUGCUUCAUACAUGAGGUUCUCACCUGCUUGUGAGAAAACUCGGGUGCCAAUUUCUUCGGAGAUUUUGCAUGGAACGAAAGAUUUCUUUCGUUUUGCCAUCCCUUCCGCUAUCAUGAUAUGUCUUGAAGGGUGGUCAUUUGAGCUAAUUAUCUUGCUAUCUGGGCUAUUGCCAAAUCCGGAGGUUGAAACUUCAGUGUUAUCUGUUUGCCUGAACACUAUUGCUACCCUUUAUUCAAUUCCAUAUGGCCUUUCUGGUGCUGUAAGCACGAGAGUUUCCAACGAGUUGGGAGCUGGAAAUCCACAAGGAGCGUGUAUAUCUGUGUUCUCGGUGAUGCUCCUCACAGUAAUGGAGGCUAUAUUAGUUAGCGCGACCCUCUUUGGUUGUCGGAACAUUUUUGGAUUCCUUUUCAGCAGUGAUGUGGCAGUUGUGAACUAUGUAGCAAAGAUUGCUCCUCUUGUUUCAUUAUCUGUCAUAAUGGAUGCCUUACAAGCUUCUCUUUCAGGUGUUGCUAGGGGAUGUGGUUGGCAACAUAUUGGAGCCUAUGUCAAUCUUGCUUCAUUUUACCUAUUUGGAAUUCCUAUAGCUGUUGCAUUGAGUUUCUGGUUAGAACUUAGGGGGGAAGGCCUGUGGAUUGGCAUACUAUGUGGUGCAACUCUGCAAACUAUUCUCCUUUCUGUCAUAACAAGCUUGACUAAUUGGAAAAAACAGGCAGCCAUGGCUAGGGAGAGGUUUCUUGAGGUAAAAUGAGUUACAACAUGAUGGGAAAAAAGACAGCUUCAAUUUUGACACCUUAUAUUUGGAGAUUGUACCAAAAAAUAUGUUGUGUGGUCACCAGUAGUUUGCAUCCCUCAAGUGUGAUCUACAAGUAAUAUGCUUAAUCAUUAAUUCUUAUAGAGUGUACUUAGAGUUAUCAUUUGUAUAAUCACAAAUUUGGGUCUUGAAGGGUGAGGGCAUCAACAAGUAAUAAAAGUUGGGCCUAUGGAGAUUGUACUUAAAUUUGUCAUUUGUGUAGUCACAGAGUUUCCAAAUUGAAGAGUGAGAUUUAAGAUCAAUCAAUAUGGUGUUGUCCCUUGUUUGUGUACUCACCAAUUUGCACAAGUAAUAUGUAUUGGCCCAUAAAUAUUGGAUUGGACUUAAAUUUGUUUAUCUACUAUCCAAUUUGAGUCCUUAAUUAGUGGGAGUAGUAAGAUUCAUUUUUUUG